AUGAAGUGUGAGGUUGUAAGGUGUGAGGUUUGUGAGAGUUUGACCCCAGUCACAUAUAUGAUUCGUGCCCAAUCCUCGGCUCCCCGAGAAACCUCUGUUAAUACAGACCAUGUUAGCUGUCGAGCUCUUGGAAUUGUAACGGGUGGUGAGGGUGCGAGAUGUGAUUCAUCCGACCCUUGUACAUGUCCUACUUUGCCGUUUUUCAUCGACGCAUUUACGAAUAUCUGGACUUCUCUCCCUUGCGCGUCUAAGCAUCUUUUCACGGUUUCUUCUCUGUCUGGGAGGACGUCCACCCUCUCCUUUUGCGGCUGUUCCUACGAGGCGGUUAUAAAAGUAUCGAUGCUAUUCGGCUUCGCUAAUGCUACUUUAUCCAGAAAUUCCCAUAUCAAGUUGGCUGGGAACGUGUCAAUUGAUCAAAAUAGCCCACUUCCGAUUAGCGAUGACACUUCGCAUCCCACCCCCACGCCUCAGGCCUUACACGUAUACCUAAACUCUCACAGCCUCACACCUCACAACCUCACACCUCACACCUCACACCUCACAACCUCACACCUCACACCUCACAACCUCACACCUCACACCUCACAACCUCAUACCUCACAGCCUCACAACCUCACUCCUUAUGCCUUAGCUAUGUUGCAGUUAGUUGAAAUGGAGCUCAUUUGGAGCUCCGGAUAUACACCCAGUCAGCAGCCGCAAAUGGGCUCUGAAUUUCAUCAACUUCUCGACCAGCAAGCGCUUAGUGUGCCUAAUCUACCCCCAAACCAAGGAUCAAAUGAAGGCGGAACGUUUGCACAAAAGCGUCCUGGGUUUGGCCUGUUUCCUGGAUGCCUCCCAGCGCUGAAUGCACCCGAUUCACCCCCAUACGAAGGAUCAAAUGAAGGAGCUCAAGCUGUUGCCUGGAGAAGGCCCGCAAGGAACAGACGGGUUCCGUGCGAUGUGUGUGGGGAAUGGGUGACAAAGGCCGCACUUACCAGACACAAAAUGAGCCGGCAUAGCGAAUACCGCCCUCACGACUGUCAUUACUGCCAAAAAUCCUUUCUCCGGAAAGACCUUCGUGACAGACAUGUUAAGAGUGUUCACCAGGACUCCUUCAUCACCACACCCACCGCAACUGUCACGCCGGCUACACCGGCCGUAUACUUGCAUGGCAACGGCGGUAUCCCUGAGCAGAAUCAACGGAGUUCCCCGAUAGACUUAACUAUAGUUUCUUUGGCCCUACUCCCUGUUCUUAGCGGUCUUGAAAGGAGUCUGUAAGACUGAAGCAUAUGUUGGUCUUGUGGCUCUUGCUGACGUAGUCAGUAGAGGUUGGGCUUGUGGUGGCAUUGUCGGUUCUUGUAACUCAGAUUCUAAGUUGAGCUCUUGCAUCGGCUGUGCGUCAACAGGGCUGUUCGAAUGUGAUGGGGAGUUAGCCGCUAGCAAUAACAUAUCUGUGACGGACGUG
Lindgomyces ingoldianus is the source of this 1444-nucleotide messenger RNA. RefSeq lists its product as uncharacterized. The record is from RefSeq and is a predicted model, not a curated record. The transcript is spliced from 9 exons. The coding region runs from base 1 to 1257 and encodes 418 amino acids. NCBI's taxonomy places the organism in Eukaryota, Fungi, Ascomycota, Dothideomycetes, Pleosporales, Lindgomycetaceae.